This is a messenger RNA of Podarcis lilfordi (Lilford's wall lizard), 10522 nucleotides long. The record is from the annotation of a GenBank genome assembly. NCBI's taxonomy places the organism in Eukaryota, Metazoa, Chordata, Lepidosauria, Squamata, Lacertidae.
AUGGAUGAACAAGACUCAGCUGGCCCUGAAGCAGGAAGAGGCCACGCCCUGGAAACUGGGAGCAGUGGGGGAUUGCGUGAAAACUCCGUGCAGAAGAUCCUGGGUGAGGAGGACACCCCUUGCUCAGAGGUGCAGAGCCAGCAGCUCAGGCAGUUCUGCUUCCAGGAGGCCAAAGGACCCCGAGAGGUUUGCAGCCAAUUCUACCACCUUGACCAUCAGUGGCUGAAGCCGGAAAGGCACACGAAAGCUCAGAUGUUGGACCUGGUGAUCUUGGAGCAGUUCCUGGCUGUCCUUCCUCUGGAGGUGGAGAGCUGGGUGAGGGAAUGCGGAGCGGAGACCAGUUCCCAGGCGGUGGCCCUGGCCGAAGGUCUCCUCCUGAGUCAGGCAGAGGAGAGGAAGCAGGCAGAGCAGCAGGUGAGAGAGACUUUCCUCUGGAUACUCCCAAGGGGCUCCAAAGAGGAGGGAGAGUAUUCCCAAAUCAUUUCCUAAUGGCCCAUCCUUUUUUACUAAUGGCCCAUCCUUUUUUGGAAAGCAUCUAGGAACAGAUCUUCUUCUUCUUCUUCUUCUUCUUCUUCUUCUUCUUCUUCUUCUUUAUGACAUCCAUGUGGCUGGGUGCCUUCCAGCACAUAUAAAAGCAUAAGAAGACAUCAGAUGUCUUCUAAAAGUUAUGCAUUUUCUUAUCUCCUUAUCACCUGAUGGGAGGGCAUUCCCCAGGGUGGGUCCCACUGUGGAGAAGGUCUUCUGCCUGGUUCCCUGUAACUUCACUUAUCACAGUGAGGGAAUCAGCAGAAGACCCUCGGAACUGGACCUCAGUUCAUGGAGACGCUCCUUUGGGUAUACUGGGCCUUUGAGGCCAACACUUUGAAUUGUGCUGGGAAACGUUCUGGGAGCCAGUGAAGAUCCUUGAGGACCAAUGUUUCAUGGUCCUGGCAGCCAACCCCAGACACCAGUCUAGCAGAAGCAGGAAGCAGCUUUCACCUCUGUCCCCCGAAAGCGCUUGCCUCUGCCAUUCCUUCUCUAACCCUUCUCCCCAUUCUCUGUUUUGAAUCCUUGUUGCUCUUUCAGAGGAAGGAUCUUUUGGCAGAAAUGGGUCUUGAGUCUUCUGAGGCAGAGAAGACUCCGCUGGACGCCAGAGUGAGGCCUCUGGGUAAGGAGGAAGGAGUGUUUUCUCCCCCGUUUUGUCACAUUCUCUUGGUUUUGAAACUAAUCUGUGAGUUCUUUACAUCUUUUGGGGGAAGACACCUGGAGCCCAGAGCUCGGGGGGGGGGAUGUAUUUUUGCACAACUAUUAUAUGAAAUGGGUACAAAUGAGUCCAAAUGUACUCAGCAGGGGAGACGGUUCCGAUAGUAAUUUGAUUAGUUUAAAAUUACAGUUCAUUAAUGGCCCCAUUAUAACAAUGCGAAAUUACAAUACAAUUAGUAAUACCAAUCUUUAAGAUAUCAAAUUAUAUAAUAUAGGUGCCCCCCCCGCAUGCUAAAACUGAUGGUUUGAUGAUUUUCUUGAUUUCUGCAUUCCAAAAUCUUAUUAUUUUCAAUUACCCUCCUGUCAAGAUAAGAAUCCUUUAUACAAAUAAUAUAUAAAACUACAAGUGAGGCACUCCAGCGAUAUCCUUACUCUUCCCAUGUGUGGCAACCUUCCUGUUUGUGAUGUUUUUUCCUGUCCUUGUAAAAUAUUUUAUCUUUUCCUGGUUGUUGCUGUUCUCCAUCAUUCCUUGGACGGAGCUAAUAUCCCAUUGUGGUUUCAGAAAUUCUCCAUCGCUCUGUCCUGUGCUUCGUUGUUUGGCAACUUUAACAGCAGCUGCAAAAAUCACACUGUCCCAAUAAAUAAUCAGUUUUUGCCAUUUUUCUUCUCCGCCUGGGAAGGAGAGGGAUCGGUCAAACUGCAAUUGACUCAGUAAUGAACCUUAUCAGCUCCUACACAACUUUCAGAUUCCUUACAUCCCUCUGUCUGGCCUAAGAUAAAUGUACAUUUAUCCAAUUAAAUUAAAUUCCAAGUCCUUUUAGCAUUAUUCAGUUCAGUCUGUAUAUAAUAAAGGAUGGGGAAGAGUCACCUCUAAUUUUCCAUCGUAAACAAAAUAGAGCUUUCCUCCCUUUUUCCUUUUGGUUUUUACACACACAGUUCCAUUUGAUGUUAUAUUUCAUAUCUGCAAUCCAGUUUCAUCCCUGCUCACCUGUACAUAUAUAUUUUCAACUAGUAUUCAGUGGCGGACUGCCAAAUCAUAAAUGCAGAGAAGAAAACUUUAUAUAAAGAAGCCAUAGGCUCCCCUCCCCCCACUCACUGUCUUUUGCAGCAAAUGAAGUUUAUUCUCAAAUUCAAACCUUAAAGACCUUGCAGCUGGUUCAAUUCCGCAGUUUAUGAGCUCAUCUCUUCCAGCAACGCCUGUACAUUAGUCCAAAUUGAGCUCUAAUUGACAGGAGAACCUCUGGUUCUUAAUGGCGGCGAAGGAGGGUUUUCGGCAGGCGAAGGGCUUUUGCACUCAGCACCUCCCUGCCUCUCGCAAUCCAUGCCGGAGCCGGAACCUGGUACCGAGACAAACUGGGAGUGAAGCCUGUUUCCCCCUGUCCCGGGGGCAACUUGCAAGGAGAAUUACCCUCAGUCAUCCUUGUUUUUCCUUUGCCAACGAUCUCCCGCUGCCUCCAUUAAAGCAGAGCGGAACCGGAAGCUAGCAGGGGAGACUUGGACAAGCCCCAUCUGUACUUAGAGAUGCACUGUUUCACCUCUGAGAGAAGCAGGCGCUCACGGUUUCCACUUUCCUUGGUCUCUCCCAGGUGACGGAAUGAUGCCACCAAGACCUGCUCCUUCAUCUUUUCAUGGUGGUGGAGGGGAGGCAGCAGCUGUGGACCCAGAUCAGGUAGGGGGAAGGAGCCUUGUGGGGAAGGACUGCUUGGAUGCAGACUGGCUGGACACAGUUGGAUGCAGAGGAAUGGUGGGAGGAGCCAGAGAAGAGGGAGCCGACUGGGAGGAGGAGGAGGAGGGGUCUGAAGCUGGAGAGGGAAGAGGGCUCAGGGAGCAGAGGGAGUCUGUGGCAGAGAGCAGCCCAGACUCCGAGGCAGAAGCUGCAGCAGGAGAGAGGGAUGAGGAAGGCAGAGAGGGGUCUGGCCGCUGUAGAAAACAGCAGAGCCAAGUGAAUGUUCUCUAAGAGGACAGCCUUUUUCCUGUUCUGUUAGGGUCCAGUGUGCUUUGAAGAUGUGGCUGUCCAUUUCACAGACGAGGAGUGGGCGUUGCUGGAUCCUGACCAGAGAGCUCUCCAUAAGGAAGUCAUGGAGGAGAAUCGUGGGAUCUUGGACUCUCUCGGUAAGGCUCCCUAUUGGAUCAUCCUUUCUGUUUUGUAAUUCAAGACAUCUCUCUAGAUGAUGAACCUCUGAUAUUUCGAUGGGGCUCAACAGCGCCACCCACAGCACCUGGGAUGUUAACACUCCCAAAGCAAACCUUGGAGGGAUGGCUAUUGAUUGUUUUCCCUGUGAAUAUUCUUCUUCCAGUUCUGCCGUUUAAAACCAUGAUCAGGCUGUCUGAACUGCCCAGGCCUUCUUAAAUGUAGGAUUCCGAGUGAUUUGGGGUGUUGAAGUAGCUUCAGUAAAGUUUCCUGCUUUUGUUCUUGCUUCUGUCUCUCUCUGGUUGACCAAAGAGUCGCUUGACAUUGGAGAUGGCACAGAUUCCACGACUGAACCAAACAAACUCCAUCCCAAAACAGAGCCAGGCUUUUUGAAUCUCAGGCAGUGAACCCUGUAGUAACAAUAAUGAUAAUUUUAUUAUUUUCACCCUGCCCAUCUGACUGGGUUGCCCCAGCCACUCUGGGCAACUUCCAACAAAUAGAAAAACAUAAUAAAACAUCGAACAUUAAAAACUUCCCAAUACAGAGGUGCCUUCAGAUGUCCUCUAAAAGUUGCAUAGUUAUUUCCUUGACAUCUGAGGGGAGGGCGUUCCACAGGGUGGGUUCCCCUAUCGAGAAGGCCCCCUGCCUCGUCCCCUGUAACUUCUCACAAAAAUGUAACAUUUAAGUACAGUGGUACUUCGGGUGAAGAACUUAAUUCGUUCUGGAGGUCUGUUCUUAACCUGAAACUGUUCUUAACCUGAAGCACCACUUUAGCUAAUGGGGUCUCCUGCUGCCUCUGCGCUGCCAGAGCACGAUUUCUGUUCUCAUCCUGAAGCAAAGUUCUUAACCUGACGUACUAUUUCUAGGUUAGCGGAGUCUGUAACUUGAAGCGUAUGUAACCUGCGGUACGACUGUAAGGAAACUUGAAUAAUAAUAAUAAUACUGAUAUGACAAGUUUCUGCUGCAUUCUGUGAUGUCGAGAAUUUAAGAAAACAUCCAAAUUGGUUUAAGGUGAUGCACAUCAUAAUUAAAUUUUUAGCCACUAAAGAAAUUCAAAUUUGGCAGCUGCUACACACAUUUGUUCAAUAUAUGAAAAGUGUUUUUCAGCACAUAGAAGUGACACGCAGCGUAAAUUAAUAAUGCAGAGUUCUAAAGAAUAAGAGCUUUACUGAGUUAAAAUAAACUUCUUCAUAAACAACAUGGUUCCAAAUAGUUUGACUGAGAUUACAUACUGACUCUGCUCACAAGUGAGGCAGACUGACUCUGACUGAAAUCUUACAGAGAACACACAGAGAAAAUGGCUGCUAAGUCACAUGUCAGAGUGACUCAACACUUAGCUGUUAGGCCUGAAUAACUUUAGUAGGCCCAAAUGAUUGUGCAGUCCCAGCACUUCCCAGCCUGCUUUGCUGCUUCUGCUCACAUGUGUCUUUGUUACAUGACACUCCCCCAAAGACCUAGAGGGCAGAAGUAUAAACAUGAAAAAUUAACUUUUCACCUGAUGGCAAUUUGGCUAGUGUGUAAACCUUAUUUUCUUUGAAUGAUCCCAACUCUUCUUUCUGUCGGAAAUCAAGCCUAUAUCGGGAGUAACUGGCAGCACUCCCAGGCACCCGGCUUGGUCUCCUGUUGACCUCCCUGGCUGCAUUCCCAGCAAGAUCCAGGCUAGGUCGCGAUAGGCGAUUCUUCUCAGCGUGAGAAGAACACACCCCCUCCCUCCUGCUCUCCCGGCAGGGAAAAGGAGAUAGACAGAAACGUUUUUACAUGCUUUUAUUUCUGUCUUUGAAGCAUAACAGAAAACAUGACUGCUCUCUUCAAGCUCCAGCAGUCCAGAGUCAAAAACCUCCUGUACUUCCUGUACAAGAGCAAGAGGAAGAGCUCAUAUUACACUCUGAGCUAAUUCCUGUGCAUUGCCCUGUGAACUGACUGUCCCUCUGUUUCCCACGGAACAGUCCCAACAUUCCAUCAUGUUUUGUUUUCAAGCUACCAGUUUGCAGCUGCAUUGCUUCUAUAUCGUUACAUACUCCCCCAUAUGAAUCAAUGUGAGCUGCGAACAAAGCUUGAUCCAGAGAAGAAAACAAACCGUUGUUAUACAUAUAACAAUCCCCUGUUGUUUCAGUUCCACCCUUGGAACUACCCGCCACUGGUUUCACCAGUGUACCUCUCUGGUUGUCUGACUUCCAAAGAAUGAGUGCAUCCGCCUUACCUUGGCUAGGGAAUGUAGUGUUACGUUUAGCAACUCCCUGUUGUGUCUUUGUUUCUGACUUGGACACACCUUUAACCUGUCUUGAGUUGUCAACAAUAGUAACACAUGCUACAGCUGAGUUAGCAAACUCUUUGGAAUACCUCUUGGGUGGUACGCCCUUUGUAACUCUCUCAGACCUGCGUAUGAGGUGCUGAUCCUCUCUGCUCACUGGUUCAGUCUCAGGACUCUUUGGAGAACCAGUUCCAAUAGUAAACAGUGGUUCAUCCUUCACCUGUGAAGGUCUAGCCAUUGUGUGAGAUUUCCUCUCAACAACUGUGUUAACUAAGCUCUUCGAGCUAUCGCUGUCACUCUCAGUACCACUGUAAUCAGUAAAAUCAUAGAAUCAUAGAGUUGGAAGAGACCACAAGGGCCAUCGAGUCCAACCCCCUGCCAAGCAGGAAACACCAUCAGAGCACUCCUGACAUAUGGUUGUCAAGCCUCUGCUUAAAGACCUCCAAAGAAGGAGACUCCACCACACUCCUUGGCAGCAAAUUCCACUGUCGAACAGCUCUUACUGUCAGGAAGUUCUUCCUAAUGUUUAGGUGGAAUCUUCUUUCUUGUAGUUUGGAUCCAUUGCUCCGUGUCCGCUUCUCUGGAGCAGCAGAAAACAACCUUUCUCCCUCCUCUAGGUGACAUCCUUUUAUAUAUUUGAACAUGGCUAUCAUAUCACCCCUUAACCUCCUCUUCUCCAGGCUAAACAUGCCCAGCUCUCUUAGCCGUUCCUCAUAAGGCAUCGUUUCCAGGCCUUUGACCAUUUUGGUUGCCCUCCUCUGGACACGUUCCAGUUUGUCAGUGUCCUUCUUGAACUGUGGUGCCCAGAACUGGACACAGUACUCCAGGUGAGGUCUGACCAGAGCAGAAGACAGUGGCACUAUUACUUCCCUUGAUCUAGAUGCUAUACUCCUAUUGAUGCAGCCCAGAAUUGCAUUGGCUCUUUUAGCUGCCGCGUCACACUGUUGGCUCAUGUCAAGUUUGUGGUCAACCAAGACUCCUAGAUCCUUUUCACAUGUACUGCUCUCAAGCCAGGUGUCCCCUAUCUUGUAUUUGUGCCUCUCAUUUUUUUUUCCCAAGUGCAAUACUUUACAUUUCUCCCUGUUCAAAUUCAUCUUGUUUGUUUUGGCCCAGUUCUCUAAUCUGUCAAGGUCGUUUUGAAGUGUGAUCCUGUCCUCUGGGGUGUUAGCCACCCCUCCCAGUUUGGUGUCAUCUGCAAAUUUGAUCAGGAUGCCCUUGAGUCCAUCAUCCAAGUCGUUGAUAAAGAUGUUGAAUAAGACCGGGCCCAAGACAGAACCCUGUGGCCCCCCACUAGUCACUCUUCUCCAGGAUGAAGAGGAACCAUUGAUGAGCACCCUUUGGGUUCGCUCAGUCAGCCAGUUACAAAUCCACUGAGUGGUAGCAUAGUCAAGACCGCAUUUUACCAGCUUCUUUACAAGAAUAUCAUGGGGCACCUUGUCAAAUGCCUUGCUGAAAUCAAGGUAGGCUACAUCCACUGCGUUCCCUUCAUCUACCAGGCUUGUAAUUCUGUCAAAAAAAUGAGAUCAGGUUAGUCUGACAUGACUUAUUUUUCAGAAAUCCAUGCGGACUAUUGGUGAUCACAGCAUUCCUUUCUAGGUGCUCACAGACUGUUUGCUUAAUGAUCUGCUCCAGAAUCUUCCCUGGUAUUGAUGUCAGACUGACUGGGCGGUAAUUAUUUGGGUCCUCUCUUUUCCCCUUUUUGAAAAUAGGGACAACAUUUGCCCUCCUCCAGUCUUCCGGGACUUUGCCUGUUCUCCAGGAAUUCUCAAAGAUGACUGCCAGUGGUUCUGAGAUCACAUCUACCAGUUCUUUUAGUACUCUUGGAUGCAGUUCAUCUGGCCCUGGAGACUUGAAUACAUCUAAACUAGCCAAGUAUUCUUCUACUAUCUCCUUAGUUAUUCUGGGCUGUGUUUCCUUUGCUGAAUCAUUUGCUCCAAAUUCUUCAGGUCGGAGAAGACUGAGUCAAAGAAGGCAUUGAGGAGUUCAGCCCUUUCUGUGUCCCCUGUUUGCAUUUCACCAUCUUCUCCUCUGAGUGACCCCACUGUUUCUUUGUUCUUCCUUUUGCUGCGAACAUACCCAUAAAAGCCUUUGUUGUUGCUUUUAACCUCUCUAGCAAGCCUGAGUUCAUUCUGUGCUUUAGCUUUUCUGACUUUGUGUCUACACGUGCUGGCUAUUUGUUUGAAUUCCUCUUUGGUGGUUUCCCCCCUUUUCCAUUUUUUGUACACAUCCUUUUCUAAUCUUAACUCCGUUAAAAGUUCUUUAGAUAGCCACCCUGGCUUCGUUAGGCACCUUCCAUGUUUCCGUCUCAUUGGUAUUGCCCGACGUUGUGCUUUACUAUCUCCUCUUAACAAACUCCCAGCCAUCAUGAACUCCCUUUCCUUUUAGUAUUAUUGUCCAUGGGAUCUCACCCAGCACUUCCCUAAGUUUUAUGAAGUCGGCUUUCUUAAAGUCAAGAAAUUGAGUCCUAGUAUGCUUGGCUGCUCCUUUCCGCUGUAUAGUAAACUUCAGAAGAGCAUGAUCACUCGUCUGAAUAACUUUAGUAGGCCCAAAUGAUUGUGCAGUCCCAGCAGUUCCCAGCCUGCUUUGCUGCUUCUGCUCUCAUGUGUCUUUGUCACAUGACAAGAAGUUCACGUUUGCCAUUUUUAUUCCCCUGCUCUUACAUCGCCCAACACAAGGCAGCUGACUAUGACCAAGUCAGUCCAGAGUCAAUGUUCCCAAAUAUUUCUCCAGCUCUUAAAAUUUGUUUAGAUUUAUUACUGCAUACUGAACAACUUAGCAUAUUGAAUAUAUCUUAAUCUUAACAGGGAACUUUCCCGCAUUGGCCACCUUUUUCAAUAAAAGCACAUUUUAUUUAUGAAGAUCGUACAGAUGCAUAUUUAAAUUUGAACAAAAUGACGUUACCAGGUUAAGCUGUACUUUUAAAAACCUGAGAGAGAAAACAUCUAAUAUCCAAAUUGAUUUGUAUAUGAAACUAGACAUUUUUACAGAACAAAAGGAACGUUAUAACAUCUAACUCCCUUCAGGUCUUCCUCUGUCCCAAGCAUUAAUUAGCAUUGUUCCGUAAUUUGGGACUGCUCUUCUUCCCGAGACUCUAAUCCGUUUGCCUCUUAGUUUCAGGUGGUGAUGAAUUGGAAAUGAAGAACAAGGGAGACUACAACGAAAUUCACACAGUGGAGGAGCCAUAUCAGGAUUCAGACUGUGGAGAGAGCUUCAGUCAGAGCUCCCAUGCCACUUCCCAUCAAAGAAAUCCGCUUGAGAAGAAACCCUAUCAGUGCUUGGAAUGUGGGAAAAGCUUCACCUGGAAACAGAGUUUCGCUGCCCAUCGUAGAAUUCAUACAAAAGAGAAACCCUAUCACUGCUUGGAGUGUGGAAAGAGCUUCAGUCACAGCCACAAUCUCACUACCCAUCGUAGAAUUCAUACAGGAGAGAAACCAUAUCACUGCGUGGAAUGUGGAAAGAGCUUCAAUCACGGCUCCCAUCUCACUGCACAUCAAAGAAUUCAUACAGGGGAGAAACCCUUUCAGUGCUUGGAAUGCGGAAAGAGCUUCAAUCAGAGGGCUAAGCUCACUUCCCAUCAAACGAUUCAUACAGGGGAGAAACCGUAUCAGUGCUUGGAAUGUGGAAAGAGCUUCACUCGGAGUGCCAAUCUCACUUCCCAUCAAAGGAUUCAUACAGGGGACAAACCCUAUCAGUGUGUGGAAUGUGGAAAGAGCUUCAUCAGGAAAGAAAGUCUAACUGUCCAUCAGAGAAAUCAUAAAGGGGAGAAACCGUAUCAGUGCUUGGAAUGUGGAAAGAGCUUCAGUCAAAAAAGCAGUUUCACUUCCCAUCAAAGAAUUCAUACAGGGGAGAAACCGUAUCACUGCUUUGUGUGUGGAAAGAGCUUCAGUCACAGCAAUACUCUCACUUCCCAUCGUAGAAUUCAUACAAGGGAGAAACCCUAUCAGUGCGUUGAAUGUGGAAAGCGCUUCAAUCAGAGGACCAAGCUCACUUCCCAUCAAAGGAUUCAUACAGGGAGAAACCCUAUCAGUGCUUGGAAUGUGGAAAGAGCUUCAGCAAAAAAAGCAGUUUCACUUCCCAUCAAAGAAUUCACACAGGAGAAAAACCCUAUCAGUGCUUGGAGUGUGGAAAGAGCUUCACCUGGAAAGAAAAUCUCACUUCCCAUCAAAGGAUUCAUACAGGGGAGAAACUCUAUCAGUGCUUGGAAUGUGGAAAGAGCUUCACCAGGAAAGAAAGUUUCACUGUCCAUCAAAGAAUUCAUACAGGGGAGAAACCUUAUCAGUGCGCGGAAUGUGGAAAGAGCUUCACCUGGAAAGAAAGUCUCACUGUCCAUCAAAGAAUUCACACAGGAGAAAAACCCUAUCAGUGCGUGGAAUGUGGAAAGAGCUUCACCUGGAAAGAAAAUCUCACUGUCCAUCAAAGAAUUCAUACAGGGGAUAACCCCUAUCAGUGUGUGGAAUGUGGAAAGAGUUUCAGCUGCGGCUACGAUCUCACUUCCCAUCAAAGAAUUCAUACAGGGGAGAAACCCUAUCAGUGUGUUGAAUGUGGAAAGAGCUUCACUGAUAGCUCCUCUCUCUCCUCCCAUCAAAGAAUUCAUACAGGGGAGAAACCAUAUCACUGCUUGGAGUGUGGAAAGAGCUUCAGUCACAGCCACGAUUGCACUUGCCAUCGUAGAAUUCAUACAGGGGAGAAACCAUAUCAGUGCAUGGAAUGUGGAAAGAGCUUCAGUCAGAGGGCCCAUCUCACUUCCCAUCAAAGGAUUCAUACAGGGGAGAAACCCUAUCAAUGUUUGGAAUGUGGAAAGAGCUUCUCCAGGAAAGAAAGUCUCACUUCCCAUCAAAGAAUUCAUACAGGAGAUAACCCCUUUCAGUGCCUGGAAUGUGGAAAGAGAUUCAUUAACAGCUCCACACUCACUUCCCAUCAAAGAAUUCAUACAGGGGAGAAACCCUUUAAGUGUUUAG